This is a messenger RNA of Plasmodium coatneyi, 2862 nucleotides long. RefSeq lists its product as uncharacterized. The transcript has 2 exons. Bases 1 to 2862 code for a protein of 953 amino acids. NCBI's taxonomy places the organism in Eukaryota, Apicomplexa, Aconoidasida, Haemosporida, Plasmodiidae. The record is from RefSeq and is a predicted model, not a curated record.
AUGGAGGUCGAAAAUGAAAUUGGCCAAAACGCAAGUGAACAUUUAAAAAAAAAAAAAAAAAAAAAACAUGAAAAGAGGGGGAAUAAACGGGCGCACACCCCCAAAACGGAUAUAGCACAGGGCAUAAAUGUAUGUAAUAAAAAGAGUAGAAAAAAUAGCCACAACGAAAAUGAAGGCACUGAAGGUUACGCAGAUAACUUCGCAAAUAACUGCGCAGAUAGCAACCCCGGUAGCCGCACCUACAACCGCAACGAUAUCCACGCCUAUAACGGCUACCAUGACCAAGCACACGAUGCUGGCUUUGCACCUGAGGAGUUAGAACGCAUCUGCGACGAUCAGGAGAAGGUAGUCCACGCGGAAAGUAAAAACUACGGGGGGGUAACUCCUGACGGAAACGAGGACACCACCAUGUCCACUUAUGAUGAUAACACGAUUGAAGAAGGAGACAACACACAGCAUUGCGAUAUGCAUGACGCAUGGAUCACACUUUGUCAAUAUUUCAAUUGCAUGCAGAAAAAGGACCACAUAAAUGAGGAAGACACUCAUUCCGAAUUGGCUGUUCCCCCAAAUCAGUUUUUUAAAACUUCCAACUUUUUUUGUCAUAAGAAUAACUUCUUUUGUAGUGAACAUGAGGAGGAUCAUUCGACUGUUAAUUCGGUGGACGGUAACAGGGCCGGCGGUAUCUUCUGUUGGAGUGCUUCCCAUCAUCGUGGUGAGGAUGAACAAUGCGGGUCUACCCAAGGAGGGGAAGACGCCCUUGGGGGGAGCGGAAACGCGAACAUGUCGAACGUGCAUAACAUUGGCAGCCUCAACAGUAAGACUGACUCCAUGGGGGGGGAACUCCCAGUAGGAGGAGAUUCUACCCACCUGGACAACGCCGAUGAGGAAAAUGACCAAGGAGAAAAACAAAAAAAAUAUAUACGAAUUAUAAGCAAAGGUAAAGAAGAGUCAAAUUACGAUAGUGCGAACAACCUGAAUUCUUCGUCAUCCUUACUUUCCAGACACACAAGUGAAAAAAAUAAUUUGGAGGACCUUCCUGAUGGGAACAGUCCUCCCGUCGGUCUAUACCCCCUCAUCAGUAGAGGCAAAAUUGACAGAAACGUCAUUUUCAUACAAGUAAGAAAUUUCUCGCAAAAAAUUGAUGAGUACAUUUCGGAUGAGAAAAUUUUCAGAGCGCAAAAAUUAAUCCUGCACGUAAAAAAGUAUGUAGAGUAUUAUAUUAACUAUUUCAAAAAAAUAAACGAUGAAGAAGUCGUUCAAAUGUUAACAAAUUAUUACGAGGAAAACUGUACUGAUAAGAAUGGCAGUUAUAAUGUGAACAGAUUAAAAGCCCAUAUAAUUUUUUAUUUUUUAAAUUUUUUCCGCUUGCAUGAAAUGUCCAAUAUGCUGCAGGAUUAUUCCUACUACUUUUCGCUGGACAAGAACAACAGCGUAUCUUCCGACACGAUGAGCAACAGCUUGGACAACAACACUUCUCACACUGUGGGCGAAAAUGCAAAUACGAACAGAAAAUCUUCCACCGAUCAACCCGCUGUUAACUCCGACGAGGGUCUCCCUUGCGGCUUGGACGGUGAAGUGCCCACUGAGCAGAACGGAGAAGUGAAAAGUGCACAAAGUGGUGAUGAGAAAAGUGCACAAAAUGGGGAUGAGAAAAGUGCUCAAAGCGGCGAGGUCAGAAAUGAGGACCAACAUGGGGACCAACGUGCUGAUCCACAUUCGGACCAAGCCGAAGAGGCAGCAAACCCAGACGAGCGCCCAGUGGACGACCAUCCCAGCGGCAACAACCAGGACGACGAGGAGGAACAAACAAAACGAGAGAGUCAAGUCAUUGUGGAUAAAAUAUAUCACCACCAGUGCAAUGGAUCCAGCAUCCACAGCAGCAAGAAAGUUUCCAUCGAGAAGAAAAAUUCCAAAGAAGAAGGAACCAACAUAAACACAAAAGGAAGUAAUCGACAUAUGGUUAAAAUAAUUCAAAAAUAUUCCAGACGUUUUAAAAACUUUAGGAAAAUAAAACAAAACAAAGAAGGAUGGAUUAAAGAAAAUGACAAAUAUUUGGAUUUGUGGCACCGAGUGGAUAGUGACAAUAAUAUUUCUGUGCAUAUACGGGGGAAGCUUCCCUACGACGUUAGCAUGAUCCUGUCCAUUAUAAGCGAAACGGAGCUAAGCACCCACUGGGUGCCCUUUCUCACAUCCGCACAGAAAAUCAAAAGCUUGUCUAAAUCUAGCGCCCUCAUUACACAGCUCUACGAGUACCCCAUAAUAGGGAAGAAGGAGUCCCUGAUGUAUGGCUUGGGCGCCAACACGCUGGAAGAACUCGGCUGCAUAAUCCUCUGCUGCAUGUGCCCCCCGGAGCUGAAGAAAGACAUCGAAUUCUUCCAAAACAUGUGCAACCAAAUGAACAUAAACAAGAACGAGGAAAUAUUAAAAGUCAAGGAAACCCCAUUAAAAUUCAGAAGAGUAAAAAGAGAAGUCACUUUUUUCGACUGCCAGUUGCCAGAUCCCACACCCAAAAUAGACAGACAAAGGGCAGCCAAUUUGUGCUUCUUAAUAUACCCACUGAAUAAUGGGAAGUCCACCGUUCUCGAGCUAUUCGUUCAUUUCGAAAAUGAGUUCAAAUACACGCCAAUAAAAAUGGUCACUUAUUUUAUUAAAAAAAUUGUGAAAAAUAUGUACGCCAAUAUCAUCAAGACGUGCAAAAAUUACCACACGAUUUAUGCCGACCGGCUAAACACGAACCAGGAAUUUUACCUCUGGCUCAAUGACCAAAUUAAAAAGUACACCAAGAGCAAGCACCAGGCCAAGUUCAUUGAUUCGAUGAGUCUCGAGAGCUACCACGAGCCGGAAAACAAUGACCCGCUCUAG